GUCAUUGAGUAUUACAGACUGGAAAUUCAACGGUUGCAAAUUUGCAAUCAGAAAUCCGACGCCAAAUCUGAGUCGGUAAUCUCAGAUUUCAGUGUAGUUGACUAUAUAAAGCAGAGUCUCUUCAAACGAAGAAGCAGAAGGUCGUUUUUGUCUGCGGCUUUACUGCGUCUUUACUGCGUCGUUCGAGCUAGGGUUCCUCCUCCGAUCUGCGGAAGUCAAAUCCACCAUGUCCACCCACUCAAAAUCCAGCGUUUACAUAGGUAAUUUGGACGAGCGAGUGAGUGAUAGAGUUUUGUAUGAUAUUCUCAUUCAGGCAGGGAGGGUGGUGGACCUGCACAUUCCACGAGACAAAGACACCGAUAAGCCUAAAGGUUUUGCUUUUGCAGAAUAUGAAUCUGAGGAGAUUGCUGACUAUGCUGUUAGGCUCUUCACUGGUCUUGUCACUCUCUACAAUCGGACACUCAAGUUUGCGAUAUCUGGGCAAGACAAGCCCUCGCAUAAUACUACUUCUAUGGUGACAUCCACACACAAUUUUCCUCACAAACUGAGGUCCGCCCCUGUACCAAUUAACAGUAUGGAAAACUCUCCGAAUACCGUGGGUUUAUCGACACCCAGAAUUUCAGACUAUCCCCCAGAGCCCACUCCCCCUGGUGUAAAUAACCAAUCUAAUGGGUAUGGAUUACAUUUCAAUGGCAACAAUUACGAUUAUAGUCGAAGAGUUAUUGGGGCAACACUGGAUACCAUUAGUCGCACUAGGUCACGCCGCUAUGAUAUGAGCAACCCAAUCUCCUAUCCUUCUUACUAG
This is a messenger RNA of Pyrus x bretschneideri (Chinese white pear), 805 nucleotides long. RefSeq names its product RNA-binding protein 7. The record is from RefSeq and is a predicted model, not a curated record. The transcript has 4 exons. Gene Ontology annotation, molecular function: RNA binding. NCBI's taxonomy places the organism in Eukaryota, Viridiplantae, Streptophyta, Magnoliopsida, Rosales, Rosaceae. Bases 227 to 805 code for a protein of 192 amino acids.